CACGCCGCGCCCGAAUAAGGCCCCGCCCCGGCCUCGCCCCCGGCACGCUUGGCUUCUGUGGGCGCCGAGGGGGACACACAUGGCUCGCGAGCUGCGGACGCUGCUGCUGUGGGGCUGCCGCCUGCGGGCCCCGGCGCUGGCGGUCGCCCGGGGAGGAAAACCAGUUCUGUGUCCUUGGAGGCCCCCAGCCCAGUCCUGGAGUCCCAGGCAAAACCUGGCUUCAAGCUCCCACGUUGGACGGCUGUUCAGCUCCCAGGCUGCUGAGGACCGGAAGGAGGAGCCCCUGCACUCCAUCAUCAGCAGCUCGGAGACCGUGCAGGGUUCUGUUUCCAAACAUGAGUUCCAGGCUGAGACAAAGAAGCUUCUGGACAUCGUUGCCCGUUCCUUGUACUCAGAAAAAGAGGUGUUCAUACGGGAGCUGAUCUCCAAUGCCAGCGACGCCUUGGAAAAGCUGCGUCAUAAGCUGUUGUCUGAAGGCCAGACGCUGCCGGAAAUGGAGAUUCACUUGCAGACUGAUGCCGAGAAAGGCACCAUCACGAUCCAGGACACUGGCAUCGGGAUGACACAGGAGGAGCUGGUGUCCAACCUGGGAACCAUUGCCAGGUCGGGGUCGAAGGCCUUUCUGGAUGCGCUCCAGAGCCAGGCGGAGGCCAGCAGCAAGAUCAUCGGCCAGUUUGGAGUGGGUUUCUACUCGGCCUUCAUGGUGGCUGACAGAGUCGAGGUCUAUUCUCGUUCAGUGGACGCAGGCAGCCCUGGGUACCAGUGGCUUUCAGACGGAACUCGCCUUCCUUCUCCCGCGUGUCUUAGCUCUGGGGUGUUUGAAAUCGCCGAAGCCUCAGGAGUUAGAACCGGGACCAAAAUCGUCAUCCACCUCAGGGCAGACAGCAGAGAGUUCACCAGCGAGGCUCGGGUUCGAGAUGUGGUGACAAAGUACAGCAAAUUUGUCAGCUUCCCCUUGUACAUGAAUGGAAGGCGCCUUAAUACCCUGCAGGCCAUCUGGAUGAUGGACCCCAAGGAUGUGGGCGAGGGUCAGCAUGAGGAAUUCUACCGCUACAUCGCUCAGGCCCAUGACAAGCCCCGCUACACCCUGCACUACAAGACGGACGCACCUCUCAACAUCCGCAGCCUCUUCUACGUGCCAGAAACGAAACCAACCAUGUUUGACAUGAGCCGGGAGCUGGGCUCCAGUGUCUCGCUGUACAGCCGCAAGGUCCUCAUCCAGACCAAGGCCACCAACAUCCUGCCCACGUGGCUGCGCUUCAUUCGAGGUGUGGUGGACAGCGAGGACAUCCCCCUGAACCUCAGCCGGGAGCUCCUCCAGGAGAGUGCGCUGAUCAGGAAACUCCGGGGCGUUCUACAGCAGAGGCUAAUAAAAUUCUUCAUUGACCAGAGUAAAAAACAUGCUGAGAAAUAUGCCAAGUUUUUUGAAGAUUACGGCUUGUUCAUGAGGGAGGGCAUCGUGACCACGGCUGAGCAGGAGGUCAAGGAGGAUAUUGCAAAGCUGCUGCGGUACGAGUCGUCGGCACUGCCUGCUGGGCAGCUGACCAGCCUCCCAGACUACGCCAGCCGCAUGCAGGCCGGCACCCGCAGUAUCUACUACCUGUGCGCCCCCAACCGGCACCUGGCGGAGCACUCGCCCUACUAUGAGGCCAUGAAGUGGAAAAACACAGAGGUUCUCUUCUGCUACGAGCAGUUUGAUGAGCUGACCUUGCUCCACCUUCGUGAGUUUGACAAGAAGAAGCUGAUGUCUGUGGAAACGGACAUCGUUGUUGACCACUACAAGGAGGAGAAGUUUGAGGACGGCUCCCCAGGUCGGCUUGCUUCCCUUCUCUCUGGGCACAGCUGGCGACCGUCUGUCAGAGAAGGAGACAGAGGACCUGAUGGCCUGGAUGAGAAACGCGCUAGGGUCCCGUGUCACCAACGUGAAGGUGACUCCUCGGCUGGACACCCACCCUGCUAUGAUCACGGUGCUGGAGAUGGGGGCCGCCCGGCACUUCCUGCGCAUGCAGCAGCUGGCCAAGACCCAGGAGGAGCGUGCUCAGCUGCUGCAGCCCACGCUGGAGAUCAACCCCAGGCACACACUCAUCAAGAAGCUCAGUCAGCUGAGAGAUAGCGAGCCUGACCUGGCCCAGCUGCUGGUGGAUCAGAUCUACGAGAAUGCCAUGAUCACAGCGGGGCUGGUCGACGACCCCCGACCCAUGGUCAGCCGCCUGAACCACCUGCUCAUCAAGGCCCUGGACCGACACUGACAGCUGUGAAAGCCCCAGGUCCUCCUGCCCAGGGUUGGGGGGGGUGGGUGGAUGGGGACGAUGACAAAGGACUGGAUGCUGCCAAUGAGAACAGCUACUUUUGAGCUUUAUUCACUUAAAAUGUAUUCUUA
Molecule: messenger RNA, 2380 nt
Organism: Orcinus orca (killer whale)
Lineage: Eukaryota; Metazoa; Chordata; Mammalia; Artiodactyla; Delphinidae
Gene: TRAP1
Product: TNF receptor associated protein 1
Exons: 18
Coding region: 80-2113 (677 amino acids)
Biological process (GO): protein folding
Cellular component (GO): mitochondrial inner membrane
Molecular function (GO): protein kinase binding; ATP-dependent protein folding chaperone; ATP binding
Source: RefSeq, a predicted model, not a curated record